CUCUGAAGGCCCUCUCGAACAAAGACGCCAAAGACGAAGACCGCUGUGAUUUGAAGCGAGGGGGUGAGGUGCGAAGGCGUGACAGGCAGGUGAGGGAGUGCAAGCAGCGAGAAGGCAGGCAGCAAGCAAGCAGACACGCUACUAGCAGGUUUCAUUCCUCGCGCGCACAGACGAAGAAGUCGGUGAAGAGAGAGGGAAGCACGGCAAGGACUGCGAUUCCAAGCAAGGGAGCAGGUCGCGCACACAACACAACACCCACGCACCCACGCACGCACCGACAUCCAACACACCCGGACGGCACGAUGUCGGACCUUCCUGUGUUCUCACAGAAGAGCAUGUCGAGCCCCGGCAUGAAGGUUGGCGGACGAUCGGAGGUGGCCGUUGGGCUGCGCGUGUAUGGCGGCUCCGCCCUGCUCAGCCCUGGCGCCGAGUACAAGAGCAUCCUCGCCCGCGAAGACACAACCGCCUCGGAGGUCAUUGCCCAGGUGCUGGAGCGAUAUGGUGAGCCGAGCGAUCCGUCUGAAUUUGAGCUGCGCUCCAUCCUCGUUGACGAGAAGACUGGCAAGGUCAAGCGGCAAGGAUCCCUAUCCAAAAUCUUUGGCAGUCGAACAGAACAUACCAUUACUCUUGAGCCGGAUGUGUGCCCCGUAUUGUUUGCAGACUGGUACGGCGAGGAGAACAGAAGAUUUGAGCUCCACCGCAAGCCCGUGCACCCCACACUCAACGAGAGCGGCCAUGGCAGCGGCACCGCCAACGCCAACGGCAGCGGCAGCCCCGUGCGUCGGCAAGGCUCGUCCCUCUUCCGCUCGUUCCGCCGCCGCACACGCACGUCUGCGCCGUCGUUCAACGCCCACCGCGAGCUCAUGACGUCCACGCGGCGUGGGCGGUCCGAGGCCGCGCUCACAGCGACCAACGCCAGCGCAAAGGCGAAUAGCACCAGCUUCAGCGGUAACAGUGGCAAUGGGCACACGGGCACACGCAGCGUGCCUGGCAGCAGCAGUGGCAGCACGGUGAGCUUCAACCACCACACGCUGCCCGGCCACGGCCACAGUGAGGGGGUCGCAACCUUCUCCUCCUCCUCGUCGUCGACAACAGCCGGAGGGACGCGGGACAAGCUGCUGGCCCCGCUGCCAAGCAUUGAUGCGAGCGAGGCCGAGGCGAUGAUGGCGAUGAUGGGGAGCGAUGCGGGCUCGUCGACCGUCGCCGAUGUCGGUGACAUGGCGGAUAUGGGCAGCGUUGCCAGCAGCAGCGGCGGCGGCGGUGUGUUCAGUCCUGGAAGCAGCGCUGUUGGUGGUGUUGGUGGUGGUGGUGGGUUCUACACCUCUGCUCGCAGCGAUGUUGGCGGUGUUGGCGGUCGUGUGCGUGGUCGUGGUCAUGGCGGUGGUAAUGGUGUUGCCCGCUCACCGCGACGCGUCCCACACUCGCGUUACGAAUCAACCGUGUAGUGUAGUCUGAUGUGUGUGUGUGUGUGUGUGUGUUUGUGGUUGUGUGUCUGUGUGUAUGUGUCUGUGUCUGUGUCUGUGUCUGUGUCUGUGUCUGUGUGUCUGUGUGUCUGUGUCGCACCACGACCUUGCGUGUACGUGCAGCACUGUACCUCUGUUCGUGUUCUGUUGCAUGCAUGAUCACAUCAAUUAGGAAUUCCUAUUCGGGGUUGCGCGCUGCUAGCGCCUGUUUGUAUCGACUCUCCCCCCCCCCGCCCUGCUUAUCAUCCCCUCCCCUCCCUCCUUGUUCACGACGACACUGUACAUACAUACCACCAACGCCAAC
This is a messenger RNA of Salpingoeca rosetta, 1767 nucleotides long. RefSeq lists its product as uncharacterized. The record is from RefSeq and is a predicted model, not a curated record. The coding region runs from base 303 to 1445 and encodes 380 amino acids. NCBI's taxonomy places the organism in Eukaryota, Choanoflagellata, Craspedida, Salpingoecidae. The transcript is spliced from 4 exons. Gene Ontology annotation, biological process: signal transduction.